AUGAAGCCUUUCGGGAUUGCUACCAUGUUGAAGCACAAGUCCAUUUUGAUCUUGGGACUCACCCUCGUUCUUUUGACAGUCGGAGUCUCCGCCCUUGCUUUGGAUUUACCUGCCUUGGAUCAAGUCAAGCCGGGGUUGAUCCAUGGCCAUCGUGGUGUCCAUCCUCGGGCACUUCCACCCCCUACAGCCCUUUUGGAUGUCGACUCACCGGCACUAACCAAAUACGAGUCUGUUAAAGACAACCCCAAGCCAGUUGCUCUCAGCUCUGGGCCAGAUAUCGCUCACCCUCCACUCUCCAAUCUCGAAGAAAGGGCUGUUCCAAUGGAAUCUUCAACCUUCGGCGGCGAUAUGACCUGGUAUGACACGGGCCUCGGGUCAUGCGGCUGGUGGAACAAUGCGAACGAUCAUAUUUGUGCCAUCUCUCAAGUCCUUUACAACCGCACGAAUGUUGACGGCAACGCAAAUCACAACCCCGUCUGCGGGAAAAGAAUUCACUUACAGCGUGGUGACCGCGGCAUCGAUGUCGCUGUCGCUGACAACUGCCCAGGAUGCUCCGAGUUCAGCAUUGACGUGACCACGAGUGUAUUUCAGGCACUUGGUAAUUUGGACGAAGGCCGCGUGCGGAUUGAGUGGCAUUGGAUAUGA
This is a messenger RNA of Penicillium brevicompactum, 645 nucleotides long. Its product is annotated as RlpA-like double-psi beta-barrel domain-containing protein. Bases 1 to 645 code for a protein of 214 amino acids. Lineage: Eukaryota; Fungi; Ascomycota; Eurotiomycetes; Eurotiales; Aspergillaceae. The record is from RefSeq and is a predicted model, not a curated record. The transcript has 2 exons.